UCGAUCGGCACCAGUCGCUAGGACAACGCCGGGGCAGGCGGACAUGACAACACACCGGUGCCAUGUUUAAUUUCUUCAAGAGGAAAGGCGGGAAACCCGAGGCCGCGCCGGCUACGCCCGACGACGACCGAAAACUCCCGAACCCGGACCAUACGAAAUUAACAUCAGUUACGACUCGCGCGCAACGAAACGACACAGAGCCAAACGAAAAAUUCAACACAAUACGGAAAGAUGUAGUGAAUCUAUUGUUACCUGAAACUGACUACAAUAACCAGAAGUCUGGCGUUGGCGCUAUCCUCCAGAUUAUGGCCGGGAAAAGGAAGAAGGGGAAGCGAAGAAAUGUACGCACUGAAUCGUGUAGGAUCAGCCCCUUGAAAGAGACGAAUGUAUUGCAAAGGAGUAAUUCUGAUCGGAAGCCGAGUGACGUGCCCGUUCCCACACAAGUUAAAAAUACACCAGACGAUGCGGACUUCGUCAAAGCUUUGGUACUGCAGAAAUAUUCUAAGAACAACGAUAAUAAAGAACACGUGUCUCUUGUGUACGUGAACGAUCCUGAUUUGGAUGAAAAAAAACAUGCGGAGGCAUUGCUUCGGGAGAUCGCGCGCACUAUAGACUGUACCGUAGACAAAUUAAAUGAAAACAAACAGAUGGGAGGGACGGAUAGCAAAAUAGUUAAGAGUGAACCUCUGUACGAGAGUAUCGACGAACGAAAUUUAAAUUAUAGAAAUGAAUUAAAAGAUGAAUUGAACAAAUUGUUGGAAGCUGAUAAUGAGAACAAAGAAAAUGGAAACGCAGAAGUUGAAUCACCUGGGAUAUCAAAGAAGUCAAAUUUGAAACCUCCAAAAUCUGAUACGGAAGGAUGUUCAGACGACGACAGAUCGGACUGUGGGAAGAAAAGAGUCACAUUCAGAAAGCACAUAGUCUUCGACGAUGGAGAACAACAAACGGACGAAGAAGUAUGUUCCUCCUUCGAAUCCCUCUCUUCUGAAGACGAGGAAUUUCUAGAAGAUGCUGACGACAUUAUUUUCGCUGAUAACACAACAGUUAUUAAUGUAAAUGAUGAUCAAAAUGAUAAUGAAAAAGUGACUAUUAAAAUCGAAAGUCCUGAUACGCUAAAAAGGAUUUCGAGUGAUAAUAGUGAUAGUGGAUUUAUAGAGAUAGGUGAUAGAAGUGAAGUAACAGAUAAAUGUGAAAGUAGUGAGAGUGAAAGUGAGAAUGAGGGAGAAGUGAGUGGAAGCGAGACUGAAGAGGAGAUUAUAGAAGAAAUUAUUGAAGAAAUCAGUGUCUGUGAGCCUUUCGAUGUUGAUAAUGGAAGCAAUGCUGAUGAAACGAAAACCUUGGUCUCUCAAGAUUCGAAAUACCAAUCCCAAGUGGCCUCCCUGACAGAGCUAGAAGACACAAGAUGUUCUGAAGCUGAGAGAACGAGGGAGCUCAUUGCUGCAUACAGAAAAGAAAUCGAGGAAAAAGAACAGGAGAUUCAACAGCUAAAAUGCGAGCUGGCAGCAGCUUACAAGGAGUCGGAGCUGGUCCGCCAAAGGAGCAGAUCUUUGGAGGAAGAGCUAACAGCAGCCAGGACCUGCUCUUCGAACCUCGCUGACCAACUGCAUAGGCGGAAUGAUGAAUCCCUUCGUCAGAUUCGAGCAGAACUAGAGGAUGUGCUCGGACAGCGAGCAGAGCUGGAGUCUAGAGUGCUCGCACUCGAGCGGGACAAGGAACGGCUGGAGCAGGAGAAGAUAAUACAAGAGCAGAAAGCUCAAGAGGCAUUAUCAGCAGCGGAAGCUUGCACGACAAAAUGGCGCGCGGCCCACGAGGCGGCGAGAUCGCAGGCAGCUGCGAGAGCCGAGCGGAUGCUGGCAGACUGCGAGUGGAAGAUGAGGGAGCUGGAGAAACGGGCCCGAGAUGCUGAGAAACAUAAUAAAGAGCUAACAGCAACAGUAGAAGAAUUAAAAUCGGAUCCAAAGCCAUCACCAGCUCAAGUGGCAGAGCUCCAACAGUUAAGAGGCUUAGUGACUGAACAGCAGCGCUCAGUGCAAUCCCUGACGCUGCAGCUGCAGAGAGUGGAAACCAGGGAGGAAGCCCUGAAGUUGGAAGUGCACAGAUUGAAGGAGUUACUGGAGAGAGAGACUUCUAGUGGGAAGGAGAAGGAUGAGAGAUAUCGGAAGGAUAUACAAAAUCUCAAAGAAGAACACUCGAAAUCUUUGGAAAGUCUUCGUAGCGAGAUGCAGUCAGCGGCCGCGAGUUCGCGCGCAGCGCUGGAGCGCAAUCAUGCUGAACGUACGCGAGCCGCCCUCGCCCAGCUCCGCGCUGAAGCCCAGCAGGAUGCCAAAAAUGCUGACAGGAAGCUCAGAGAAGUCACUGCUAGGUUGGAGAGUUUGAAAGAAGUUCUAGCUAAUAAAGAGACCCAGUAUGAGAGGGCCAUUGCUGAGGCCCAUAGCAAAGCGGACUGGGACAUCAUGCAACUACGGCAUAUGCUGGACAAGGCCGACAUCACCUAUGCCAAUAAAAUCGAAGAGAUGAGCGAAAAAUUUGAAAAGGAAAAAGAAAGUUUAAUAGAAGAAUGGACAGAGAAAUUAAGAGAAGUAGAAGAACAAGCAGCCACGGCGGCUGACGAAGCGAAGAAUCUUCUAGAAUCUACUAGACUGAAGCUCAUUGCCGAGAGGAUGGAACAAGUCAACAAGCUUAAGGAACAACAUCGACAGGAGAUGGAUGACCAAUGGGAACAAUUUAUGGAGGACAAAGAGAAUUGUCUGGCGCGAAUGAAGACAGAGUGCCGACAAGAGGGAGAGGAAGAGAGAGUUAAGAGGGAGAAAGAGUUAAUAGAAGAAAUAGCCGAAUUGAAAUCUCAGCUACAAAAUCAAUCGAGCGAGUAUGACCAUCUAGCAGUGAAGGCUGCAGCUUGUGGAAGAACUCUAGCCGUUACUGAGCAAGAACUUAGAGAGGCAUUGGCGAGAGAGAAAGAGCUACGAGAGAAAAGAUCAGAAGAUGCUACGAAGAUAAAACAAGUGGAAAAUGCUUCGAGGGAACAAAUAGAACAUUUGACAAGAAAAUGCGCCUGUUUGAGAAAACUUUUCGACGACAUCCGAGCAAAACUCACAGCUCGAGAGCGAGCUGCAGAACAAGAAUCCAAAGCAAAGGAUAAGGAGCUCCAUCAGUUGAGGGGCGAAGUCGCCAGGCUUACCAAAAUUCUGUUCGAACAAAACACUCCAAAACUAGGUGCACGCACAAGGGCUGAUGGUUGCGAGACUGCGCCCCCCGAGGAGACGCCAGCGGAGCCCCGGCGCAAGGGUGGGACUCUUCGGACCUCCGAAGCUGUGCGGAAGAACUCGAUGUUACCCGACUUCAGUCGAGCUCGUCUCACUCCCGUAGAACUUCAAGGAGGUCGUCCAAGGGCCAAAAGCGUGGACCUACCAGCGGUCCAAGUACCAGUUAGAAUAAAACAAUUGGAAGAGAGGAAUAAAGAUUAAUAAAAUUAAUGUUUUCAAGUGUACAUGGUGAUUUUAAAUCUUAUUUUUUGUUUGUUAAGGUAUGAUUUCAUUUUAAGAGAAAAAUCUAUAAUGUUUUCUUCAGGUUUUACGAUACAACAAUAAAAC
This is a messenger RNA of Spodoptera exigua (beet armyworm), 3590 nucleotides long. The record is from the annotation of a GenBank genome assembly. Lineage: Eukaryota; Metazoa; Arthropoda; Insecta; Lepidoptera; Noctuidae.